Messenger RNA from Cryptococcus wingfieldii CBS 7118, 1878 nucleotides. RefSeq lists its product as hypothetical. The transcript has 4 exons. Lineage: Eukaryota; Fungi; Basidiomycota; Tremellomycetes; Tremellales; Cryptococcaceae. The record is from RefSeq and is a predicted model, not a curated record. The coding region runs from base 1 to 1878 and encodes 625 amino acids.
AUGGAAAGUAUCAAGGACUGGAUUGCGCCCUUGAUCAGCAGGAUCGACAAGGAUAACGGUGGUUAUAGUCCUACAAUCGUCAUCUCAGGCAAGACCGGCUACUGUUGCCAGCUGCAGAAGGCGAGUCUCCUCUUCUUCUUGACGUUCAGGAGUGCGGAAAGCCCUCAGGAGGAACUCCAUGCGACAGCAAACGACGCACAGCACCAUAUCAAUUUGGUAUUUGAUGUAGUAGAGACGAACAGAUGGGAAGCAGAGUUGAAAGACCUGGCACCCAAGGAGCGAAGAGAUCUGACCCAGUAUCAGCGUGCGACUUUUGCACUCCAAUCAUUCGAGAUGCGGAUGGAGUCAAGAAAGACCGGGCAACUGCCUAGGGUGUUUCUUUACGUCAAGAAAUGGCAUAUAUGCGGCAGCUCUGACGAGACGCUGUACUAUCCUGAUGUCAAAGAGUUUGGAGAUUCUGAUGACAACGAUGCGGGGAGGAAUGCGACUGUGGUAAUAUCGAGAUGGUGGAACGGUGGAGUGAUAUCAUCCCCUGUGUCACCAUCCAAGGCGACAAUCGGGAAUUCAAGCUUGGACCACGAAGACGGACAAGAAAAAGAGAUCAUUGGGUAUCAAAGGCCCGGCAAGUGGUCUACAGAAAACGCCACGGCCAUAUGUGCUGCAUAUGGUCCAGGUAUACUCGACGCAGGCGUCGCUGGGAACGGAGACGGGGAUGGACCCCCACGCCGUCAAAGCCAGCCAUACGCCCGAUGGUCUCCCCAAGACACAAUCUCUGCAGGCCCUUCUGGGUCUGGUCCUCUCGUACAGGAAGAACGAGUUGCCUCAUUGCCUACGCCUCCCCGAGAGCCGCAAACUUUGAAUGUUUCGGCUGUUAUUCCUUCUCCCACAUCUCUUUCCUUGCCCGUCCAGCCUCGCAAGAGACAAUCUGUGUCUCCUAGUAGGCGCAUCACCGACGUAUUCGCCCCUACUUUGCCCGCCUCUAGCCAGCCGGCAUCACCUUCUGCUGGCGAUGCUGAUUCGGGAAGCACGUCAUCUCAAGGGCACAAUGUGCUCCCUUACUCUCCGAUACCUUUGUCAUCGGCUCCGCCUUCGUCUUCCCCGCUUCCUUCGGCAUCGGCUGUGCAAGCUAUCCGUCGUGCGGCUGCCGAGGUCGCGCCCAGCCUGCCGCCGAGCUCUCCGCUCUUCUCUCAGCCUUCUUCUCCCUCUCACUAUACACAGCCAGGUAGCCGCAUCCAGAAGCAGAACGGCUUGCAACAAAAGUGGGACAGUGGUCCUCUUGCUCAAGCCCGAGGAAAAGCACGAGAACAGGCGGUUGAGAGGUAUGACUACGUGGAUGAAGAGGAUGAGAGUGAGGAUGACGGGAAUGAGAUGGAGAUCAAGGCGGCGUUCGGGGAAAGAGCGAUUCUGCCGAAUAGCCAAUCUGGGAAACAAGAUGUGCGCAGACUCUCUCCGACCAAACGCCAGAAAGACCCGGACGCGACGCCAAGGUCGAAGAGGAAGAGGCUAGCAAUGGAGCACGUGAGCGAUCGGCUGAGGGCUGAAGCGGAGCGAGACAACGACGAGAGUCAGGGGAAGGAAGACAACAGAGGCUCCAAGGGGAAAGCGUACGAGGAGGAGGAAGAAGUGGGGGGCCAUCAAACAGACGGUGAAGACGAGGAAGAAGAUAUGGAAGAGGAAGAAAGAGGAGACAGUGACUUUGCGGGUUCUAAGACAAAAACCCAGUCACCCAUCCUUUUCAAGCCUGUACCGAAAGUGAAUGGUUUCAGGCUGGACAUGUUUCUGAGAUUUGGAGGGCUGACGGAAGAAUAUGCGAGGAAAGCGUUAGAACAGGCGGAGAAGAAGCGAAGGGAGCAGAGGAGGAAGAGCGGUCCGGUAUGA